UUGAUUGGUAAUCGAUACUUAUGGCGGCAUUAGAACCACGAUUCUGUAAAUAAACAAUUAAACCAUAAAAAACAAUGGCUAGCGAAGACAUCUUUCAGAAUGAAUGCUCCGAAGAGCCGGAGCUAGAAGUUGAGCAGAGAAUGGAAACAGAGGAUGCAGCCGAAUCAGAGGAUGAAGCAGAGGCUGCGGAUACAACAGAAGAGACGACCCCAGCAGCCGACGCUGCGACCGAGAAGUCCGUGGGCAGCAGGUCAGCCGCCGAUCACGAGCGUGCGGCAAAGCUAACCCAGCUGCCCCUGGGACGCGUGAAGUCCAUAAUGAAGCUGGACCCAGACCUGCACUUGGCCACGCAAGAAGCUGUGUUUACUGUGACCAAAGCAGUGGAAUUGUUUAUUGCCUCGUUGGCCCGGGAGUCCUACAAGUUCACGGCACAGUUUAAAAAGAAAACGGUUCAAAAGAAAGACGUGGAUAUGGCCAUAUCGGUGGUUGACUGCCUCUUGUUCCUCGAUGGCGCCCUGAAGUGAACAGCCCUUGGACUUGGGCUGCAGUGGAUUAAACAUAAUCUUGAAGAUGUGAAAUAAAUAUUAUAUUCUCCCACCCAUAGAGGAAAACAAGCGAUAAUGUA
Molecule: messenger RNA, 625 nt
Organism: Drosophila guanche
Lineage: Eukaryota; Metazoa; Arthropoda; Insecta; Diptera; Drosophilidae
Gene: PolE4
Product: DNA polymerase epsilon subunit 4
Exons: 2
Coding region: 75-524 (149 amino acids)
Cellular component (GO): nucleus; epsilon DNA polymerase complex
Molecular function (GO): protein heterodimerization activity
Source: RefSeq, a predicted model, not a curated record